AGAGAGAGAGAGAGAGAGAGAGAGAGAGGAAGAGAGAGAGAGAAAAGGAAAGAAAAAGAUAUCAAGUGUAGUGCGCGAAUAUCUUCAACAAUUUCGCUACGUGAUAUUCGUGAUAGGGAGUAAAUUAAAAGAAAGAAGAUAUAGAGAAAGGGAAAGAGAUAGAAAGAAAGAAAAAGAAAGAGAAAGGGAAAAAGAGAAAGAUAGAGAGAGAGAGAGAGAGAGAUAGAAGGAUAGAAGGAUCCCGGCCACGUGCGAAGCGAUUACGCGAGGGAACGAUACUACGACUAUUAACAGUGUGUGUGAGUGUGACGACAAGAGGAGACUUUGUGAGAACGAUUAAAGAAGAAAUUAUUGAAAUUGGUGUUUGUUAGGGGAUGGGUUAAAGGGCAAAAAGGUAGAGCUAUCUAUCGAGAAGAGAGAGUUUCUAUGGAUUACUGGCCGAGUUGACACGGCCGCCGGCCGAAUCCUUUUUUCUCCAUCACCAUCGUCAUUAUCGUCGUCGACGUCAUCAUCUUCUUCUUCUUCUUCUUCUUCUUCUUCUUUUUCUUCCUCCUCUUCUUCUUCUUCUUCUUCUUCCUCUUCUUCUCCUUCUUCGUUAUCCCUAUAUUGGAGAGCAUUCUGUGCCUCUCUCUCUCUCUCUCUCUCUCUCACACACACACACACACACACACACACACACACAUAUACACACUUCGUCCCUCUCCAUCUCUCUUUCUCUUUUUCUAUCCUCUCUCAUCCUCUCUUUCCUGUCUAUCCAACGGACAACGAAAAAAAUAAAAGAGGAAACGUUAGAGAGAUGCCUAUGGAAUCGUCAAAGGUACGGAUUUACCUUUUGGUGGUGCUGCGACGACUUCACGAAGGCGUCGUCGAUCGUGUUAAAGAAAGAAAAAGAUAAGAAGGAGUACGGAGAUGAUAGAAGUAUACGUGACGAAUUAAAAGUGUUAGAGACAUGGUGCUUGUUCAUUCUAUCACGAUUUAUGAUAGGUGUUAUGAAAGUACUCUACGUUUAAUUAUUCUUCCGAAGGAAGGUAGGAAGAAGAAGAAGAACGACGAUAACGAAGUAUGAAUAAUAGUGCGUAUAGAUCUUGGACAACUGAAUAAUUGAUAAUAUUAAAAACGGGAAAUAACGUGUUAAAUCUGUGUUGCUCCGAAACAGAAAAAAACGAAAGAAAAGAAAAGAAAAGAAAAGAAAAGGAAAAGAAAGAUCGGAAAGAAGGAAGGCCAAUUUAUAUUAGAGUAGUAGAAACAAUUUGAAAACGAUCGUAUUAAAGUAGUAGCAUCCGGCCGCCGCAGUUCUAAUCCCCUUUGCGGGAUCGCGCACGAGCUAGCGCGUGAGGAACGGUGCGCGCGCGAGAAUCUAUUUUUUUUUCCAAAGAGUUGAAGGGAUGUCACGGAGAAAGCAGGCCCGACCGAGCCGUGCCCAUCUCGAGGAGGAUCUUAUCCAGGGCCCUCUCCUGAUCGAUCCGGUUGGAAGCAUCAUUAACGAGAGCCGAGAGGAAAAUGAUUUCAUAUCGGACGGCGAGGAGAGUGGCGGCGGUGGAGGAGGAGACGAAGCGGUUGAUCUUACAGCGGCUCGAACUCAUCACGGAGAUGAGGAUGAGAAGGAUCAAGAGGAUCCUUUGGAGGAAGAUGAGGAAGGCGUCGACGAGCAAGACGAACAGGACGAGGACGAAGAAGGCUCGCGAAAGCAAAUGCACCAUCGGCAGGACGCGGAAAACAAUAACAACUUCGUCGAGGGUGGAGCGAGUAGCGGGAUCUUUCCACCGGCUGGUACUAGUCACGUCACACUCGAAGCCCUUCAAAAUACGAAAGUGGCCGUCGCUCAAUUUGCGGCCACUGCACUCGCCGGUGGUGCGGACAGUGAGGCAGCUCUACAGGACUUGGCCCUCUUGCAAAGUACGCUAUACACACUUCAACAUCAGCAGGUUUUUCAAUUGCAGCUGAUAAGUCAGCUGCAACAACAAUUAUCUAUUACUCAUGGCCAAUCCGUGCCACAAUCGUCGACGGCUGAGCCACCCAAUAGCAAGGAAGCUUCGCCGUCUCCUGUCCUGCAUCCGAAAGCAUUGUCUACAUUGACCUCGCCACCUUCCUGUCGAUCACCCAGCAGCAGUCAUCGUCAACAAAGCUCGCCGGCGCCGGCAACGCCUAAUCUACCACAAGAACGGCCUACGCCUAGCAGCAGUGCUUCUCCUCUGAAUCUGCCGCUGCCAGCUACGCCUAACGUCUCCUCGAGCAUACCAACGACGAGUAACAAUAGCAAUCUAGCGUUGUCUCAUCAGAUGCCGCCGCUAUGCUCGAUAAGCUCGUCCUUGGCGUCCUCGAUAAUAACCAAUACGGAUCCACCGCCGCUUCACGAACCCAACACCUUGGAAAUGCUACAGAAACGAGCGCAAGAGGUGCUGGACAAUGCCAGUCAAGGACUAUUGGCUAAUAACCUCGCGGACGAGCUCGCCUUCAGGGGUGGCAAAGGUUCUCGGCUCUCGCCUUACGACUCGAAAUCAGGUGGCAGCCGGGGAGAACAUUUCUUCAAGCACCGAUGUCGUUACUGCGGCAAGGUUUUCGGCAGCGACUCAGCCCUACAGAUCCACAUACGAUCCCAUACAGGUGAGCGACCCUUUAAAUGCAACGUCUGCGGCAGCCGAUUCACCACGAAGGGAAACCUGAAGGUCCACUUCCAGAGACACACGGCUAAAUUUCCGCACGUUAAAAUGAACCCAAAUCCCGUCCCCGAGCAUCUCGACAAGUAUCAUCCGCCUCUCCUUCAGCAGAUAGCCUCGGGUCAGAGGCCGAUGCCGUCUCCGCCACCUCCGCCUCCUUCGCAUCAUCCCUCGUUUCAUCCAGCGGCUACGGCCCACGGAUUUCUUCCUCCUCAACCACCUCUGCCACUCAGUCUCGCCUUACCCGGAAUGCCACCCCUUUACCGGUCUCCCAUUAUUAAUCAUCGCGACGACCAAGAGUUACCGGAAAACUUGAGUAAACCCGUAACCACGGUACCGACGGCCACCUCGCCCCUCUCCCCAGCUGCUCUCUCCAACUCCCACCAUUCCUCUUUCCACGAUAAUCAUCAACAACAGCAGCAAAAGCAACAGCUCGAGCAAGAGGAAAUCAAAAUGGAACAGCGUUCGCCUCUUCAGGAACAAUAUCAGCAACGACCGACUAGUAGGGACGGUACUGAUAGAAUAACGCCGAAGAAAGAACCUGAGGAUACCGAGGAACCAGUGGAAGAGGAGACCGAAGAUUUUGAAGAAACAAGGCGAUAUCUCGCUUCACCGCCUUCUUCGGCUAAUCCCCCCUCGCAACCUCAAACCUAUGAGGACUGUAGUAUGGAUAGUAAGAUAAGUGGCAGAUUGGAGGCCGAUGGUGACAUGGAGGUGGACGAGGAGACCGAGGAACAACCGGAAAAUCUUUCUAGUCGAGGUACGGCCGGUCGUUUGCCUCAACAAAUCGUCGCCUAUCCCGGAGCAUCGCCGGCCAGUAGCAGUGCAAGCAGCGGAAGCGUUCAAACGUCUUUCGCCGGGAUUUUAUUCCCUGGGCCACCUGGCCAUCAUCAAAUACCACAUCACACUGUCGCGAACGCGAGCGUGACGCCGACCGUGUCGGCGGCCGAGAUGAUCGUCGACCCUGCCAAGGAUCCGGCGAUAUAUUCCAGUCUCCUUCCAAGACCCGGAAGCAACGACAAUUCUUGGGAGAGUCUGAUCGAAAUAACGAAAACGUCGGAAACAUCGAAAUUGCAACAAUUGGUCGAUAAUAUCGAACACAAAUUGACCGAUCCAAAUCAAUGCGUUAUUUGUCACAGAGUACUCUCUUGCAAGAGCGCCCUACAAAUGCAUUAUAGAACGCAUACAGGAGAACGUCCGUUCAAGUGUAAAAUCUGCGGGCGAGCUUUUACCACGAAGGGCAACCUCAAAACCCACAUGGGUGUACACCGUGCGAAGCCACAGCUUCGAGUGUUUCAUCAAUGUCCCGUUUGUCAUAAGAAGUUCACGAACGCUCUCGUACUACAGCAGCACAUACGUCUGCACACGGGUGAGCCUACCGAUCUCAGUUUGGAACAGAUACAGGCAGACGAAGUGAAUGAAUUUCCCCCUGGCUAUUCGCAUCACCCAUUAGCCUCUUUCCUACCUCAAGGAUUUCCACCUAUACAUCCGACGAGCGCGGGUUUCUCCCUAGGAUUUCCACCCUCCCGACAGCCUACCAUAGAACGACAACACCAGAAAAACGACGUAGACGUUAAGGAAGAACCCCAGCAGCAACAGCAUCAACAACAACAGCAACAGCAACAUCAAUUACAUCAUCAUCAUCAACAACAACAGCAGCAACAACAGCAGCAGAGAUACAUGGAAGAACACAACGAGGAAGUGGAAGAGCAAGAAGACGAAGAGGAAGAUCGCAGGGAGGACGACGAAAGGUGCGAGGUCAAUCGCGAUAGGUGUAUCCCGGACACCGAGGAGGAACAGGAUCACGAGAACGAGGAAAGCGAACAAAAAGAAAUCUCUCUAUCUACCUUCUCGACCUCUUUGGCUGCUUUGGAGAAUCAAGUGCGAACGAUCACGACUACGGCGACCGGCACGGCCUCGAUCGUCGCGAGAUCGCCUUCCUAUCAUCGUUACAACGGCAGCGACAAGAGCAAUAGUCCUCCCACCGGUGGGGCACCCCUCGAUCUCACCCCUCGAGCCUCAUCGACGCCAGCCUCGGUAUCAUCCGCAGCGACGCCGCCACCCCAGACGACACCCCAUCACGCGCAUCCUUUCGGAAUGUUCGCAGGCCUCUUGCAGACGGUCUCCUCCUCGCCUUCCACCAGCACCAUGGGAUCCUCCUCCAGCAUAAACAGUGUCACUUCGAUGAAUACCGUCGCUCCUGGCAGCGGUGCCAGCGGUCCACUAGCCUCCCUCACUACAUCGGCAGUCCUUGCUGCCACAUCGACCUACAAUCCGCUCGGCCUAGCUGUCGGAGGGCCAGCAGUACGUGGAAACACUACGUGUAAUAUCUGCUACAAGACAUUUGCGUGCAACUCUGCUCUGGAGAUUCAUUAUCGAAGUCACACGAAGGAGCGGCCUUUUAAAUGCAGCAUAUGCGACAGAGGAUUUUCGACGAAGAAUGCUGGAUCGGACGUAUGCUCCUCGUGCGCGGAGCAACGAAAGCCCUUUGCCAUAAAGGGCGCCCCACAAACGAAUAACCGAUAUCAGAGCGAGGAGAGAAGAACGUCGACUAGCGGAAACGAGGAGAAACCCAAACGCAGGCGGCGGAGGCCUGAGGAACGGAAGAACCGGGGGCGGACCGGGACCGGAGGGGGGCGGGGGCUGACGUCUAUCUAUUCAACCGUCCGCCUGCCCCCGCUGAUGCCACCCGCCCUCGGACUUCUCACCUCGGACCACGUCUUCCUGGGCAAUAUGAAACAGCACAUGCUGACACACAAAAUACGCGAUAUGCCACCCCAUCUCUUCACCGAUGCGAAACAACAACAUCAACAACAAAGCCAGGAUCACGAGAGUUCUAGGAGUCCUAUGUGCAGCGACGAUUUGAGUUUACCACCUCCACCUCCACCUCCACCACCACCACCGCCGGUACCACCGGCGUCAAUCGAGUCGGCAGUACCAAUGAAGAGAUCUCCACCCGAGGGUGAUCUUCCGGCACCAAAAAGACCACCCAGCGUGCCGAGUAAACACUUGUGCCAGAUUUGCAAUAAGAAUUUCUCAUCAUCUUCGGCGCUCCAGAUCCAUAUGAGAACUCAUACUGGCGACAAACCAUUCCGAUGCACCGUCUGCCAGAAGGCCUUCACCACCAAGGGUAAUUUAAAGGUACAUAUGGGAACCCAUAUGUGGACCAACGGAGCCUCGCGGCGAGGACGACGCAUGUCGUUGGAUCUGCCACCUCUGCCCAUCACUCCCAAGGACUCGGAGUUCCUCCAGCGACGGCCGGAUCUCUUCUAUCCUUAUCUACCCGCGCCAUUCCUUAACGGAGUACAGCAAAAGCUGAACGAGAUAUCGGUGAUCCAAAGUAACAACGGUUUGCCGGCACACUCGGUAGGCGCGGCAAAGUACGCAGGACUAUUCGGUUCCGUGUACAGUGGAAACGGAGGAGGCUUCCCUGGGGACAAACAACCGAUGGCACCAACCAGCAACGGGCCCUUGGUCGACGGCAAACCAGCGAUACCAACAGGCUCGAUGCUUUUCCAAACGCCAUCGCCGUCUCAUUCGCCGGGUACACCUUCCUCUAACAGCGGAAAUCAAAAUUCGGCUAGUGUUCCGUCGUGGACGACGAGCACCGGCGACCCUCUUCAACAUCAUUUCGACAGAGAGCCACCAAGUAGAACAGAGAACGCAGCUACACCACCUACGGCGAGACUACCGCCACCUUCGGCCCCAAGAGGCGAAGGGCUCGCCGCGUGAACCUCGACAUAUCCUUGGAUUUUCUUGUAAAAUCCGUAACUCGCUAUUUAUGUACAGUAUAGAAAUAAUAAUAAACAAAACAAAAAAGAGAAAAGAAAAAAAAAAGAGAGAAAAGCAGGAGGAGAAGAGAUCGGACCUUCGCUAAGUCCCGACCGGACCCACGGACUGGCUCAUCCACGAAAAAUGGAGUUUACGAUUUAUCCUCCGUCCCCGAGUGACAUAAAAGGAAGUGACCAUAACGAUACGAGAGAAGGAACACGACCAACGUCGAACGUUUUCCCGUGACUAACGAGCUCUAAAAUGAGCCUGUGCAUUUUUUUUAUUAUUAUGAUUAUUAUUAAUCUCGGGACUCAAACGGACUACAGCGCCGCUCCCGCCGUCGUCAUUUCUUCGAGUGAGCCGAAUAUCAGAAGAACGGUUUGUCCGGUAUCACUGUUCCCUUUUAUUUCUAUCUUCAUUUCAUCAGUGUUCCAAAACUCAAAGAACAUUAAAUGUUCUUUCGUGUUAUUUUCCUACCUAAUAGAUAUCAAUAAUUAAUGUAUAAAUGAAUGAUAACGAGAUCUACGUUUUUUUCUCUUUCUCUCUCUCUCUCUCUCUCUCUCUCUCUCUCUCUCUAUUUCUUUCUCUCUCUCUCUUUCUCUCUCUUUCUCUCCUUUAAUAUAUCCAUAACUCUAUAUUAUACAGUGGUGCUACGGAUAAACGAAUGACGACAUCAUGUUCCUAUUAUAACACUAGUCUUAACGCGUAGAAAUGAUCGAUAGGUAAAUCGAUUCGAUAUUUGACUGCUUCCAGAUAGCUUAGGGGGCAAAAAUCAUACGAAGUCAUUGACUCCGGGAAAUAUUUCGAAACCGGACCGUUUCGCGUUACUCCUUGCUCUUUUUAAUUAAUGCCUAUCCACACACAUAUACACACAUACACAAACACACAGAUAUACAGGCAAACGGUCAAACACUUACAUAAAUGAAUACAUCACAUUUGUAUGCUCGAAAUACGCGCGAUCGGGUCCUCUAAGAAUUCGUUGAUAACGUCGAACCUUUUUGGGGUGAGGGAUUCAAAGAAGAACGCGAUGCCUAGACUGAGCUCGUUUACUUUGGCCGAUUAAUGAAAUCAGUAAUUACGGACAAAGUGUGAGCCAAAAGACACGUGGUGUCACGUCGACUUAAAAUUCCCUGAACUCUGACCGUCCAUUCGCGACAGUGAUGGUCACCUCACUUAGAAUUAUCUAAAGCUAUUCUAUAAAUAUAUACAUAAAAUGUAUACAUAUAAAUCUAUAUAUAUAUAUAUAUAUAUAUAUAUAUAUAUAUAUAUAUAUAAGAAUAAAAAAUCAUUGUAUUCGAGCGAAGGGGCGUGAAUGUGUGAGUUGUAUACACUUGGAGAGCACGUGUCAAACUUUCCCUUUUUAAAUAAAAGGGAAAAAAGAAAGGAAAACUUGAGAGCAAGAUGAAAGAAUGCGUGUGCGUGAGUAAGUAUGCAAGAAUGAGUGAGAAAAUAAUGGCUCAUGCGAAAAAAAUAUACACACACUCAUAUAUA
Molecule: messenger RNA, 7919 nt
Organism: Vespa velutina
Lineage: Eukaryota; Metazoa; Arthropoda; Insecta; Hymenoptera; Vespidae
Gene: salm
Product: homeotic protein spalt-major-like
Exons: 8
Coding region: 1386-6389 (1667 amino acids)
Biological process (GO): regulation of transcription by RNA polymerase II
Cellular component (GO): nucleus
Molecular function (GO): DNA-binding transcription factor activity, RNA polymerase II-specific; RNA polymerase II cis-regulatory region sequence-specific DNA binding
Source: RefSeq, a predicted model, not a curated record